Molecule: messenger RNA, 2583 nt
Organism: Biomphalaria glabrata
Lineage: Eukaryota; Metazoa; Mollusca; Gastropoda; Planorbidae
Product: tyrosine--tRNA ligase, cytoplasmic-like
Exons: 13
Coding region: 160-1728 (522 amino acids)
Biological process (GO): tyrosyl-tRNA aminoacylation
Molecular function (GO): ATP binding; tyrosine-tRNA ligase activity; tRNA binding
Source: RefSeq, a predicted model, not a curated record
CAGUUAAAAACGAACACACUGGUAACGAGACACUUGUACACGACAGUGCACUGUGUCGGUGUGUGUGUGUAGAUCUAUAUAGAUCUAUAUCUAGAUACCUGUACGUGUUUCCUCAUUUAUUGUAGUUAGUCGUGGCACAUUAAAUAAAAUUAAAAUAAAAUGGCAAAAACACCAGAAGAAAAACUUGCAUUAAUGAAACGAAAUCUUCAGGAAGUAUUGGGAGAAGACAAGAUUGUAGAGAUUCUAAAAACAAGGGAUCUCAAAGUGUAUUGGGGCACUGCUACAACUGGCAAGCCACACAUUGCUUACUUUGUGCCUAUGUCUAAGUUGGCAGAUUUUCUAAAUGCAGGAUGUGAAGUUACCAUACUGUUUGCUGACUUGCACGCCUACCUCGACAACAUGAAAGCCCCUUGGGACCUUCUGGAACUGCGAGUAAAGUACUACGAGGCAGUCAUCAAAGCCAUGCUGAAGUCCAUUGGGGUGGAUCUUAGUAAGCUUAAAUUUGUCAAAGGCACUGAUUACCAACUCAGCAGAGAAUAUACACUAGAUGUCUACAAGCUGAGCUCAGUUGUAACUGAACAUGAUGCUAAAAAAGCUGGUGCUGAAGUGGUCAAGCAGGUGGACCACCCACUACUCAGUGGGCUGCUUUACCCAGGACUUCAGGCCCUGGAUGAGGAGUAUCUUAAAUGUGAUGCACAGUUUGGAGGUGUAGAUCAGAGAAAGAUAUUUACUUAUGCUGAGAAGUACCUGCCAGCCCUUGGCUAUAAAAAAAGAGCACAUUUAAUGAACCCUAUGGUGCCAGGAUUGACGGGUGCUAAAAUGAGUUCUUCUGAGGAGGAUUCAAAAAUUGAUUUACUGGACACUCCAGCACAAGUGAAAAAGAAGUUAAAGAAAGCUUUCUGUGAACCAGGCAAUGUCACAGACAAUGGAGUCCUCUCUUUCUGCAAGCAUGUCUUGUUUCCAUUAAGAACUUCAGCUUUUGAAAUCAAGAGACAACCAGAAAAUGGUGGUGAUGUUGCUUACAUUACCUAUGAAGAAUUGGAAAAAGCUUUUUCUAAAGAGGAAAUCCAUCCAGGUGAUUUGAAAAAUGCAGUGGAAGGCUACCUCAAUGAACUUUUAGAUCCAAUCAGGAAAACUUUUGAAUCUCCAGAGUUGAAAGAACUUAUAGCUAAAGCUUAUCCUGUGCAGAAAAAAAAAAUAGGAGUUGUGGCUGCCACUGCAGAGGAUGAUGUUGUGCCAUCAAAAUUAGAUAUUAGAGUUGGUAAAAUUACUAGUGUCUCUCAGCAUCCUGAAGCAGAACAUCUGUAUGUCGAAACUGUUGACCUUGGAGAGGAACAACCUCGUACAGUAGUCAGUGGUCUAGCAGGGCUAGUGCCAAAAGAAUCCCUCGAGAACAAACUGGGAGUGUUUCUUUGUAACCUGAAGCCUGUUAAACUAAAGGGAAUUGAAUCGAAAGCAAUGUUGCUGUGUGCAUCAAUAGAAGAGCCACGUCAAGUAGAACCUCUUAUUCCACCUGAGGGCAGUGCACCCGGAGACAGAGUUUUUGUCGAGGGUUAUUCAACAGGCUCACCAGAUGAUGAACUUAAGCCUAAAAAGAAAAUCUGGGAAAAACUACAGGUUGAUUUAAGAGUUGAUGACCAGCAUGUAGCAGAGUGGCAAGGCAAUGAGUUAAUGACUAAACUAGGCAAAGUGAAAACAAACACUGUGAAGAACUCACCAAUUAAAUAAAUUUUUCUUUUAACACCUCAACUGUAAAUGAUCAAAUACUAGGCAAACACAUUUGUAUGGAGUAGUCUAGAAAAUUGGUUUGUCAGCUCAUAUGAUUAGGUCACGUUUUGUGUAUGUGUGAAUGUUAUUUAUUUAUCAGCUGUCACACAAAAGUUCAAUUUGAAAUACUUUAAAAAUCUUUUUAAAAAAAGGGGUAAAUCCAUUUUCUAAAAUGUUUCUUCUGUUGGAAUCAACAGUAUCAGCUCUUGCCUAUAUGGAGAGAUCAGCUGUGAGAAGGGGGAACUGUUGUGUUUAUAACAUCUUCUUAUAACAUCUGUAUUAUAGAAGAAGAAGAUCAUAGCUUAUGCUCAGGCUUUUAUCUCAUUUCUAUGAGAUGACUCACAGUUGCUUCGUGGCUGAAAGAGGCCAGCCAUAUAUAUACUCUUUUGUUUCCACUAAGUUUGUCACUGUUUUAUUUAUCAUUUUAAAAUUCAAUUCUAAUUUUGGUUCCUUUUGAUGAAUUAGUCACUUUUUGGGCAUGUGGGGAUCAACUUCAUAUUUCAUGCAUUCAUAUAUUUUUAAUAAUUUAGAUUAUUUUCACUUGUUUCAAUGUCCUUUAUGUUAUAGAUCUAUUUUCAAAUAUUAGAUUAGUAUUUUCAAAUUUUAAAAGUUAGUAGAGUAAUAUUGUUUUAUUUUUUGUCUCUGAUCCUUAAGCUCCUGUUGGUUAGUAGUAUAUGAAUUCAAAAAUAUAGGUCUUCAUUUGAAUGCGAACAGUAGUAUUGCAAAUAUAGACAGAAUUGUAGGCAUGAAACUUGUCAAACUGCGAGAGCUCCCUUAUUAGGCUUAUAUGAAUACAUUAAACCAUUAAUAAAUACA